Messenger RNA from Amphibalanus amphitrite, 2540 nucleotides. Its product is annotated as peroxisomal multifunctional enzyme type 2-like. The transcript is spliced from 10 exons. The record is from RefSeq and is a predicted model, not a curated record. Gene Ontology annotation, cellular component: peroxisome. The coding region runs from base 108 to 1955 and encodes 615 amino acids. Gene Ontology annotation, molecular function: oxidoreductase activity. Lineage: Eukaryota; Metazoa; Arthropoda; Thecostraca; Balanomorpha; Balanidae.
UUUUCACUACCCUCGCACCUCACCACCCCCUGCCCUCACCCUCUUACCAAGCAUAACAUUUGACACAAGCUAACUCUGCUUCUGUGCUCUCACUUCAUCAGGAAGCAAUGGAGGGCGAACUGAGGUUCGACGGACAGGUGGCCGUUAUAACGGGCGCUGGCGGCGGUCUGGGCCGCGAGUACGCCCUGCUGCUGGCGGCCCGCGGGGCCGCGGUGGUCGUCAAUGACCUCGGCUCUUCGGCGGACGGGCAGGGCCGCAGCAAAACCGCUGACAAGGUCGUGCAGGAGAUCAAGGGCAAAGGCGGACGGGCCGUGGCCAACUAUGACUCCGUGGAGGAGGGACACAAGAUCGUACAGACGGCCAUCGACGAGUUCGGGCGCAUCGACAUCCUGAUCAACAACGCCGGGUUCCUGCGCGAUCGCAGCUUCGCCAAAAUGGAGGAGAACGACUGGGACAUGAUUCACUGCGUGCACCUGCGGGGCGCGUUCGUCACCACACGUGCCGCCUGGCCCCACUUCCGGCGCCAGGAGUACGGCCGGAUCGUACUGACAUCCUCGGCGGCGGGACUGUUUGGCAACUUUGGACAGACCAACUACAGCGCCGCCAAGAUGGGUUUGGUCGGCCUGGGCAAGACGCUGGCGCUGGAGGGCGAGCGGCACAACAUCAUCACCAACGUACUGGUCCCGGCGGCGCUGUCCCGGCUGACCGAGUCGCUGCUGCCGCCCGAGAUGCAGCGCCAGAUGGCGCCCGUACACGUGGCGCCGGUGGUGGCCGUGCUGUGCCACCGACGCUGCCCGGCCGCCGGCGCCGUGGUCGAGGCAGCCGGCGGAGCGGCGGCCACCUACCGCUGGCAGCGCAGCGCAGGCAUCGCCGACCUGGAGCUCACCCCGGAGAAGGUGCUCGAUCAGUGGGAGGCGCUCGACGCCGCCGACCCGGCCGCAGAGAGCCCAGACACGCCGGCCGCCCAGAUGGCGCUGCUGUCGCGUCAGCUGACGGACGCCGCUGAGCGCGAGGCAGAGCGCCGGGAGGAGGAGGCGGCGCCGGCCGGGACCGUGGACGUGUCUCGCGCGCUGCGGACCCGUCUGCCGCCGGCGCGCUUCACGUACGGGCCGCGCGACGCGGCGCUGUACGCGCUCAGCAUUGGUGUGUCGCUGGAGCAGCGGCACGGCCUGCGCUACCUGUACGAGGCGGCCGACGGGUUCGCGCCGCACCCCAUGUUCGCGGCCGUGGUAUUCAGCGCUCUGGAUAUGACGCGAAUGGCCAGCCUGCCGGGAUUCCCCAUCGACCUGACUCAGCUGCUGCAUGGUGAGCAGUACAUGGAGCUGAAGAAGCAGCUGCCGCCGGCCGCCGUAUUGGAGAUCACGGCUAACCUCGCUGACAUCAUCGACAAGGGCGACAAGGGAGCCAUCGUCCUGCUGGACGUGCACGCGGCGGACAGCUCUGGCGACGAGGUGGCCUUCAUCCAGCAGAGUCUGUUUGUGCGCGGCGCCGGCGGGUUCGGCGGCCACGCCCGCUCGCAGGUGGCCCGGCCGUGCGCCGUGGUGCCGCUCCGCGCGCCAGACGCUACGCUCUCCGUGAGCACGAACCGCGACCAGGCAGCGCUUUACCGUCUGAACGGCGACCUGAACCCGCUGCACAUCGACCCCGAGUUCGCGGCGCUGGGCGGCCAGAGCCGGCCCAUCCUGCACGGUCUGUGCGGCCUGGGCGCCUCCGUGCACGCCGUGCUCGAGCACUACUCGACCGACCGCGAGGAGCCGGCCCAGCUCAACAAAGUCAAGGUGCGAUUCUCGCGGCCCGUGCUGCCCGGUCAGACGCUCCUGGUCGAUACCUGGCGGGAGCCCGGCUCGGCGCGGGUCGUGUUCCAGAGUCGGGUCAAGGAGACGGGGCAACUGGCGCUCGCAGGAGGAUACCUGGAGCUGCGGGAUCUGGAUGCCGGGGUGCGUGCAAAGCUGUAGCUGCGUCAGCCGAUCGGCCCGGGACGGAUUCAGGUCCAGUAGGGGGGUGACAGUCGCUCUGGUCAAACCAGCCGCUCCCCGCAGAUUCUCCCGGCCUGCUGGGGGAGGGGUGGCACCCAAAGUCCACAGAAUUUUAGCUUGGAAGCUCAACUCUGUCGUGAAUCAGGGGACACGGCUAGGGGAUGGAAGACCCAAAUGGUAGCGUCGCAGUCACUGAAGAUGGUAGACUUUGGUCGGUGUAGAUUACUGUGACACCGACAAUAAUGUCACGUUAAUGACAGCGGGAGGAUACGUACAACAGCUUAAGAUAGACAUCUGAGAUUUGCAUCCCCCGUAAGGUAGAAAUAUGGCGGUCCAAUAGAUCCACAGGGGCUUACAAUGCUUAUGUGGGUAAUGUUUAUAAUUGAUGGUGUUGAUGGUGAUGAUAUAAGGCCUUGGGGCUGGUUUCGUGAUAAUUAGCCAAUCUGUCGACUACGGAAUGGCGCCUGACAAAGGAGCUUUGGCGAUAGGGGCAAUAUGUACCUUUUUAUCAACACAGUUGAAUUCAACACAGCGCGUUGAAUCGAAUAUAUAUCGGCAAACACG